AUGCUUCUUUGGAUGUUGUUGUGAACUCUUGUAUGAAUGCUAGUAUAAAUGUUGGUAUAAAUGUUGAUAUGAUUUCUGAUAUAAAUAUUGGUGUGGUUGCUAAUAUAAAUAUUGGUGUAGAAAAUGAAGGUUAG
This is a messenger RNA of Ambispora leptoticha, 134 nucleotides long. The record is from the annotation of a GenBank genome assembly. Lineage: Eukaryota; Fungi; Glomeromycota; Glomeromycetes; Archaeosporales; Ambisporaceae.